AUGUCAUGGUCAUUGCUCCGUCCAGCGCUAGUCGCUAACCAUGCUGCACCUCGUACCACCGAGGGUCUCGUCCGCAGAGCAGCAUCGCGUGUCCUAGACUGGACACCACGACCGGGCGGGGCCUCUGGGGGAAAUCAACGACGGUGCAACAGCACACGUGUGAAGCAACCCACCAUCUUACCGGCCUUGCCGAAAAGUACGCUUGACCAUAGUGGCGCUGCCUUGAACAGAAUCAUUCCCGUGGCUGCGUACUCGACCGUCGUAGAGUCGUCUUCUACACCCUACUCAGAUCUUACCGUCGGCGUCCCUCGCGAGACGUACGACAACGAGCGUCGUGUGGCUAUCUCGCCCCAGAAUGUUGCGCUUUUAAAGAAGAAGGGCUUCGGGAGGAUCCUCAUAGAGCGUGGUGCCGGCGCGCGAGCCGACUUUCUGGACGAGGCUUACGACAAGGCCGGCGCCACCCUAGUCAAUAGGGAUGAGGUCUGGAGUAAAGCCGAUAUCCUGCUGAAGGUCCGCGGGCCUAGUUCGAAGGAAACCAAGCAGUUGAAAGAAGGCGCGACAGUUAUCUCGUUUCUCCAGCCGGCGCAAAACAAGGAUCUCGUAGAACAGCUCGCCGCCCGUAAGACCACAUCUUUUGCCAUGGACAUGAUCCCGCGCAUCUCUCGCGCGCAGGUAUUCGACGCUCUUAGUUCAAUGGCGAAUAUCGCCGGCUAUAAGGCAGUGCUAGAAGCGUCUAACAACUUUGGCCGUUUCUUGACUGGCCAGGUCACCGCGGCGGGUAAGAUUCCGCCUUGCAAGGUCCUCGUUAUCGGUGCUGGGGUGGCCGGCUUGAGCGCGAUCGCAACUGCGCGCAGAAUGGGCGCUAUCGUCCGCGGCUUUGACACGCGCGCGGCCGCAAGAGAGCAGGUGCAAUCUCUCGGCGCUGAGUUUAUCGAGGUUGACAUUCAAGAGGACGGUUCCGGAGCGGGCGGUUAUGCGAAAGAAAUGUCGCCCGAGUUCAUCGCCGCCGAGAUGAAGCUAUUUACCGAACAGGCGCGGGAUGUCGACAUCAUAAUCACCACGGCACUGAUCCCUGGCAGACGUGCGCCCACCCUGAUCACCAAGGCUAUGGUCGAGGUCAUGAAGCCCGGCUCAGUCGUCGUCGACUUAGCUGCCGAAGCAGGAGGCAAUUGCGAGGUAACCCAAGCUGGGAAACUUGUGACACACAACGACGUGAAAAUCAUCGGUUACACGGAUUUGCCGUCUAGACUUCCCACGCAGUCGUCCACCUUAUACUCGAAUAAUAUUGUAAAAUUCCUUCUCUCGAUGGCACCCAAGGACAAGGCAUUCGGUAUUGAUCUCAACGACGAGGUGGUUCGAGGCGCAAUCGUUACGCACAACGGAAAGAUCCUCCCUCCUGCGCCCCGGCCCGUUCCACCACCCGCACCAACCUCUAAAGCGGCGACCAAGGUCGAGGAACAGGCCGUCGCACUGACACCGUUUCAGAAGACAUCGCGAGAAGUAGCUGCUGUUACUGCCGGGAUGGGCACUGUUCUGGCACUUGGGAAGCUCACCGGGCCUAUCUUUAUGGGGAACGCUUUCACUUUCGGUUUGGCUUCCUUGAUCGGGUACCGCGUGGUUUGGGGUGUCACCCCGGCUCUCCAUUCUCCCCUGAUGAGCGUCACCAAUGCCAUAUCUGGGAUGGUUGGCAUUGGUGGUUUGUUCAUUCUGGGUGGUGGCUACGUCCCCGAGACCUUUCCCCAAGCCCUGGGUGCCGCCUCUGUGCUUCUGGCUUUCGUGAACGUGUCGGGCGGGUUUGUGAUAACUAAGAGAAUGCUUGACAUGUUUAAGCGUCCCACGGAUCCGCCGGAGUAUCCGUGGCUGUAUGCGAUUCCUGGGGUGGUAUUUGGAGGUGGCUACCUGGCGGCCGCAGCGACCGGUGCCGCAGGACUCGUCCAGGCUGGCUACAUGGUUAGCUCAAUCCUCUGCAUCAGCUCGCUGUCAGGUUUGGCGUCUCAGGCCACGGCGAGGAUGGGCAACUUGCUCGGGAUCCUCGGUGUCAGCUCCGGCGUUCUCGCUUCUCUACUGGCUGUUGGAUUUACCCCUGAGGUGUUGACGCAAUUCGGCGCCCUAGCUACUAUCGGAAGUAUCCUCGGGUUCCUUAUCGGGAAGCGCAUUACGCCAACAGAUCUCCCUCAGACGGUCGCGGCGCUACACUCUGUUGUCGGUCUAGCUGCAGUAUUGACUAGUAUUGGCAGCGUGAUGGGCGACCUCUCAGACAUCACAACACUACACCUCGUUACAGCCUACCUCGGCGUCUUAAUCGGCGGUAUCACAUUCACCGGUUCCAUCGUUGCGUUCAUGAAGCUUGCCGGAAAGAUGUCUUCGAGGCCACUAACCCUUCCGGGAAGACACCUCAUCAACUCUGGCAUGCUCGCCGCUAAUAUCGGGACGAUGGGGGCCUUUGUCACCAUGGCUCCCGGUUCGCCCAUGAUCGCCGCUGCGGCGCUCAGCGCCAAUACCAUCCUCUCAUUUGCUAAGGGAUACACUACGACGGCUGGUAUCGGCGGAGCGGACAUGCCAGUUGUGAUCACCGUGCUCAAUGCCUAUAGUGGCUUUGCUCUGGUCGCCGAGGGUUUCAUGUUGGAAAAUCCGUUGCUGACUACCGUUGGCGCCCUCAUUGGCGUAUCUGGCUCGAUCCUAUCGUAUAUCAUGUGCGUGGCGAUGAAUCGAUCCCUCACUAACGUGCUAUUUGGCGGCAUAUCGGCACCCAAGGCGAGCGACUACAAGAUUGAGGGAUCGGUAACUCAGACCAACGUCGAGGACACGGCCGAGGCGCUUGUAAACGCAGAGAGCGUCAUCAUCGUGGUCGGCUACGGCAUGGCGGUCGCGAAAGCGCAGUACGCCAUUAGCGAGAUUACGAGGACGCUCCGCGCGAAAGGGAUUAAAGUUCGCUUCGCCAUCCAUCCCGUCGCGGGCCGCAUGCCGGGGCAGUGCAACGUUCUGCUCGCGGAAGCCAGCGUGCCUUAUGAUAUCGUGUUGGAAAUGGACGAGAUUAACGACGACUUCGGAGACACGGAUGUCACGCUCGUCAUCGGUGCCAACGAUACGGUGAAUCCGAUUGCCCUGGAGCCCAAUAGCCCCAUCGCGGGUAUGCCCGUCCUUCACGCCUGGAAGAGCAAGCAGGUCGUUGUCAUGAAACGGGGCAUGGCUAGUGGUUACGCGGAUGUUCCCAAUCCCAUGUUCUACAUGCCCGGAACGAAGAUGCUAUUCGGCGACGCCAAAGUUACUUGUGAUGCCAUCAAAUCCGCCGUCGAAUCCCGGAUCUAG
This is a messenger RNA of Durotheca rogersii, 3309 nucleotides long. RefSeq names its product NAD(P) transhydrogenase mitochondrial precursor. The transcript has 7 exons. Gene Ontology annotation, molecular function: NADP binding; NAD binding. Gene Ontology annotation, cellular component: mitochondrial inner membrane. The record is from RefSeq and is a predicted model, not a curated record. Bases 1 to 3309 code for a protein of 1102 amino acids. NCBI's taxonomy places the organism in Eukaryota, Fungi, Ascomycota, Sordariomycetes, Xylariales, Xylariaceae. Gene Ontology annotation, biological process: proton transmembrane transport; NADPH regeneration.